AUUAAUAAUUUAAUAGAAAAACAUAUAUAUUUUCAUACUUAGAUAAUAAUAAGUCACAAGAUUUUAAUAAAAAAAUUGUAAGUUCUAAAAUUGUCUGCCAUACUUUGAUUCCUGACGUCACUGAACGCUAAUAAUAAACUAUCCGUAUUUUGGACACAUUACAAUUUGGAUUGUUUGUAUCCUCCAGCGCUACUUAGCACAGGUACCAAUCGCACACAAUCAUUCACGAUACGGUACGGAUAUUUACGAUAAUUUGAUAAGAACUGAUAAGAUACUUGCAUUUCGUGAAAACCAUUUUCGCUUACACUCGCGUCCAACACUCCAGCAACGAAUAUUUACAAAACACAUGUCGUGAGGUCUGCUGUCUGUGGUGUCAGUGCUCAGUGCUCAGUGCUGCUCAGUGCCGAGGUCUACAUGCGCGCGGUACAGUGCCGAGAGGAGAGCGCGACAUUUCCACCAUGAACUGCUGCCAGCGUCUUGCCUCCGUGCUUCUCUCCCACAUCAACCUCAUGCUCGCCCUGUACGCGGGCGCGGCGCUGGUGAUGGCGGCGCGACUCAAGUGGGACCCCACGGCGUACGUGGUGCUGCGCCAGCUGUUGCCCGCCGUAUACCGGGCCCUAGCCGCAGGUCUGCUCGCCGGCGCCGUGCUGCUGAUAUUGCUGGGACACCUGACCGCCACAGCGCUCGUCGUACGGCACGCGACCUCGCGUCGCGUUCUGCUCAUCCUGUAUGCGGUGGUGAUGAUGGCGCUGGUGCUGGCGGAGGUGGGCUGGGCUUUAUGGACGACUCUGCGAGUGGAAGAGUGGCUGCGUGGUCCUGAAGGUCAAGAUCUGCUCACCGCGCUGGAAGUGCACGAGCAUCUGGUCCCAUUGUUCUCCGUGCUUGGUCGACUGCAUCCUUUGCCGCAGAAGCUCCACGAUCUCAUACAGGAGGUGGAGAAGGACGUGCCGUGUAACGCGUACGUGGCGGCGGCGGGCGCGGCGCUACUCGUGGCGCUGCAGGGGCUGGCGGUGGUGCUAGCGCUGCUGCUGGCGCACUACUCGCGCUCCCGGACUCGCCGAAGAGACUCACACAGCUUCGCGACCACAACGACGACGGCUUCGACCAGCAGCGAGAGAGCCCCGCUCCGCACCGCCUACCGGAACGGACGCAUCGUGGUGGUGUGACCCCUCGUAACCCCCUGUGACCCACACCCUCGCGGCGCCGCGGGAACCAGAGAUACUGUCGAGCAGCACUUUUGGUUGCACCCGACACCGGCCUUUCUGUACGUACAUGCACGACUAUGUAUACCACGCAUGGACAUACUAUGUGUACUCAUGAUAAACAUUAAUAAUAGUAUGUAGAGAUAAUUAUUAUUUAAGUUUUUAAGAUAAUGUUAAUUUUAUUUAAUACUCCUAAUAAUUUACUCAACUGUAACAAUAAAGAUUUUUAAUAUAACAAAA
Messenger RNA from Bombyx mori (domestic silkworm), 1442 nucleotides. RefSeq lists its product as uncharacterized. The record is from RefSeq and is a predicted model, not a curated record. Lineage: Eukaryota; Metazoa; Arthropoda; Insecta; Lepidoptera; Bombycidae. The transcript has 5 exons. The coding region runs from base 459 to 1166 and encodes 235 amino acids.